Toxorhynchites rutilus septentrionalis is the source of this 2208-nucleotide messenger RNA. It is a transcript of the gene Poxn, whose product is annotated as paired box pox-neuro protein. The record is from RefSeq and is a predicted model, not a curated record. Gene Ontology annotation, biological process: anatomical structure development; regulation of transcription by RNA polymerase II. Lineage: Eukaryota; Metazoa; Arthropoda; Insecta; Diptera; Culicidae. Gene Ontology annotation, molecular function: RNA polymerase II cis-regulatory region sequence-specific DNA binding; DNA-binding transcription factor activity, RNA polymerase II-specific. The transcript has 7 exons. Bases 575 to 1912 code for a protein of 445 amino acids.
UGCGCUUACUUUACACGCUGCCGUUUUGUGCUGGUGCUGCCCCUUCGCGACCGACCCACACAGCCUGAAGGAUUUUCGCGACUCACCGCGACGAGUGCUUAGUGCCGAACGGAAUUUUGGUGACGAUAGGUGUGCUGUUCGAAGUUUUGUUUUGGUUGCUGCCCGGUGUGAAGUGGCGUGAAGUGAACGGUAAUAUCGAGAGACGCGUGGCAGCGUGAUUUUUGAAGGCAGUGGAACAGCUCGCGAAUCCUGUUGGAUCCCAUGGUGUUUGGUGUUCUCAAGCAAGUGAAAUAGUACAAGUGCUCUGAUCAGAAUUGGAAGUACCGAUGAAUGUUAGGAUUGAAUGAUGUGUUGUUAUCAUGCGGAUUAAAGUUAAACUGAAAGAAUUCUGAAGAAUAUUGGAUUUCGCUGUGAAUUUUCCGGGCGCCUAGUUCUACGGCUUGAACUGAUCGAUACAUUCAAGUGUGAAUAAGUUUUCAAACAUCUGCCUAAAUUUUGGAGCUGAACAGUACUUACAGAUAUUCCCGGCCGUCGGCUUCCGCUUACAAGUACGCUCGGCGACGCAGCAGAAGACAUGCCCCAUACCGGUCAAGCAGGUGUCAACCAGCUCGGAGGCGUGUUCGUCAACGGCAGACCACUGCCGGACAUCGUCCGUCGGCGCAUAGUGGAACUGGCACUGAUGGGCGUCCGACCUUGUGACAUUUCCCGCCAGCUUCUGGUAUCCCACGGUUGUGUAUCGAAAAUAUUGACCAGAUUCUACGAGACCGGUUCGAUACGACCGGGAUCGAUCGGGGGCAGCAAAACGAAGCAAGUGGCAACCCCGACGGUGGUGAAGAAAAUUCUCCGCUUCAAGCAGGAAAAUCCGGGCAUGUUCGCUUGGGAAAUCCGAGACCAGCUGCUAGCGCAACGUAUUUGUGACCCCAACACGAUACCCUCGGUCAGCUCCGUGAAUCGGAUAUUGCGGAAUGGAGGCCUCUGGACGGACGAUAUGACAUCAAACGAACAAAUGAUGCGUGAUUCAUCGCACCCGUCCACCUACAUGUCAUCUAAACCUAUGGCCCAUCCACUGUACAACCAAACAAUCGAGCAGCACCACGCUCUUCUCAACCAAUACUGCUACAACAUCGCAUCGGGCAUGUCACCUGAAGGAAAAACCGGUCACCCACAACCAUACAACCCAAGCCAACAUCCUGGUGCUCCUCCGCCGAUCCAGAAGACCGCAGCGGUUAACAUCAUCCAGCACGAGGGUUUAACACCGACGAAAACGGACCCCUCCAAGCAACCGCUUCAGCAGCAGGCUCCGUCUCCAAGUUCACCAAAGGGUGAACCAAAAAGCGAACCAUCCGCUUCGACGUCUAGUCUCGCGGCGACACUUCCACCCCAAAUGGCGUACCUCCCGAAGCAUUGGAUCUGGAACACUAGCUUGUUCUACGCGGCGAAUCGUAAUGUGGCAGCCAGAGCAGAUCCGACCGCAGCGUUCUCAAACGGUUAUUUUGCCUAUGCUAACCCUUUCGCCACAUCCGGUGGAUUUGCCAUUCAACGCGACAGCUAUAGGAACGAUGGUACCAGUUCGAACACCAGCUCUUCGCCGGUUCAAAUUACGGACGUCAAUUCGGAUGAUUCUUCCGAUAAUCACGAUGAUCUGAGGACAAGCAUGUCAAAGAAACGCAACCCUUACUCGAUCGAGGAACUGCUCAAGAAACCCGAAAAACGCCAAAAGCUGGACUCGGUCACUAUCACCUGUGUUUCGGCCCAACAGAACCAUGAGGAUUACCUCUCUCCAUCAGCAUCGCCCUCAAAAUCCGCUUCACCUCCACUUUCCCACUACUCGCUAGCGGCAGGAUCCACCGUUGAGGGUAUCAGUCUUGUCAAAUCCAAACCGGACAGCGAGAACAUUGAAAUUUGUGAUUAAGCAAGCUGCACAUUUCUCUACUUGCCAUAAACUAGUGUCUGUUGAACUAAUUUUGUACGUACUGUUGUUUUAGGAGAAUCUUUUUGUAAAUAUUAACUAACCCAUUUUUCGGAAUAGAAUAGUAGUAGCCACCUUUCCCCUCCAAUAGUGCUAAGUGUAAUUUAUUGGUACAAUUAAAUCAUAGAUACUACAGCUGCUAUAGGUUCAUUCUAAAAGAAGACUUAUGUAAAAAUUAGUGAAUAGCACCAACUGGAAUUAAAACAAAAAAAUAAUUGGAUUGCAGAACAACCCAGUGU